Molecule: messenger RNA, 2907 nt
Organism: Choloepus didactylus (southern two-toed sloth)
Lineage: Eukaryota; Metazoa; Chordata; Mammalia; Pilosa; Megalonychidae
Gene: DNAJA2
Product: DnaJ heat shock protein family (Hsp40) member A2
Exons: 9
Coding region: 118-1356 (412 amino acids)
Biological process (GO): response to heat; protein refolding
Cellular component (GO): cytoplasm; cytosol
Molecular function (GO): ATP binding; Hsp70 protein binding
Source: RefSeq, a predicted model, not a curated record
ACCACCCCCGCUUCUCCCUUGCUGUCCGCCUCGGCCUGCGCGGCUGCCUCUCGUGGGCCCGGCCCGGCUCCGUGCGCUCCGCCGCCUUCCUGCCUGCGCGCUGCCCGGCAGGUCGCCAUGGCGAACGUAGCCGAUACGAAGCUCUACGACAUCCUGGGCGUCCCGCCCGGUGCCAGCGAGAACGAGCUCAAGAAGGCAUACAGAAAGUUGGCCAAGGAAUACCAUCCUGAUAAGAAUCCAAAUGCUGGAGACAAAUUCAAAGAAAUAAGUUUUGCAUAUGAAGUACUCUCAAAUCCUGAGAAACGCGAGUUAUACGACAGAUAUGGAGAACAAGGUCUUCGGGAAGGUAGCGGUGGAGGUGGUGGCAUGGAUGAUAUUUUCUCUCACAUUUUUGGUGGGGGAUUGUUCGGCUUCAUGGGCAAUCAGAGUAGAAGUCGAAAUGGCAGAAGAAGAGGAGAAGACAUGAUGCAUCCACUCAAAGUCUCUUUAGAAGAUCUGUAUAAUGGCAAGACAACCAAACUACAACUUAGCAAGAAUGUACUCUGUAGUGCAUGCGGUGGCCAAGGUGGAAAAUCUGGAGCUGUUCAGAAGUGUAGUGCUUGUCGGGGCCGAGGUGUACGCAUCAUGAUCAGGCAGCUGGCUCCAGGCAUGGUACAGCAGAUGCAGUCUGUGUGCUCUGAUUGUAAUGGAGAAGGAGAGGUAAUUAAUGAAAAGGACCGCUGUAAAAAAUGCGAGGGGAAGAAAGUGAUUAAAGAAGUCAAGAUUCUUGAAGUCCACGUAGACAAAGGCAUGAAACAUGGACAGAGAAUUACAUUCACUGGGGAAGCAGACCAGGCGCCGGGAGUGGAACCAGGAGACAUUGUUCUUUUGCUACAAGAGAAAGAACAUGAGGUGUUCCAGAGAGAUGGAAAUGAUUUGCACAUGACAUAUAAGAUUGGACUUGUUGAAGCUCUGUGUGGAUUUCAAUUCACAUUUAAGCACCUUGAUGGCCGUCAGAUUGUGGUGAAAUACCCCCCUGGCAAAGUAAUUGAACCAGGAUGUGUUCGUGUAGUUCGAGGUGAAGGAAUGCCACAGUAUCGGAAUCCCUUUGAAAAAGGUGAUCUUUACAUAAAGUUUGAUGUGCAGUUUCCUGAAAAUAACUGGAUCAACCCAGAAAAGCUUUCUGAACUAGAAGAUCUUCUGCCAUCUAGACCGGAAGUUCCUAAUGUCAUUGGAGACACAGAGGAGGUAGAGCUUCAGGAAUUUGAUAGCACUCGGGGCUCGGGAGGUGGUCAGAGGCGCGAAGCCUACAAUGAUAGCUCUGACGAGGAAAGCAGCAGCCACCACGGACCUGGAGUGCAGUGUGCCCAUCAGUAACAGCUGCAGCAAGAGCGCAGGUGGAUUUUCUUUCCACAUUUGCCUGCUUUGUUUUCAGCGAUUCAGCUGGAGUAUCUGAUCAAUCCAGAUGAACUGGUGGACAUCUAUUGGUCUCUGUGUAACUUUUAAAAUUGGUAUAGUAUCUACAGAGUGUAUAAUUUAAACUAACCACAAAGCUUUACGUAUUCAUUUGGACUGUUCUGUAGCGGAAUAAAGCACUUGAAAGGAAACAAAACUCCCUUCCCACAUGGGUUAUAAGUUUCAGUCCUGGUAUCUGUGCUUGAUUUUUAUCAGUUUGUGUAGAUUUUUAUGUUUCAUAUUUUAAAUUCAGAUCCUUCAUUGUAAGAUUUGUGUACAAUUUGUCCUGAAGCUUUGUGUUUGGCUGCACCUGCAUAAGCUGCUAUAAAUAGAAUAAAGAAUUUCAUGGCCUGUAUCUAUCAUUUAGAUGCAUGGAAAAUGGGCUUUGCACACAAUGGGUUCGGAGCUGACUGGGAACAAUGGAAAAAUACAUUAGCUGUGGUUGUAAAGAUUUUUGGUUUUCUUUUUUUUUUUCUUUUUUUCUUUUUUUUUUUUUUUUUACAAUCUUGUGAAAGGUUUCUGAAACUCAAUAAUAAAAAGCAGUUGAUGUAAAUUAUUCCUUGUGUCACAUUUUUAGAAGGAAGAACAUAUUUUGAACUGUUAAACGUAUCCUUAAACUGGAGAAUGAAUCCUUCGUUCUGUUCUCGAACAGCCGGCCCUUAAAAACCCAUUGGCCUGAGGCUUAUGCCUCAGCCAAGUGCCCAUUUUAUAGUUUUAAAAGACAAAGGAAAGCUUGAUACAUUGGUAGAAACAGGCAUUUUAUUAGCUUCAACUAAGCUUUGUAGAGCACCCAUCAGCCGAGGACAUCUAAGUAAUGUAAGGCCUAAGUUACAAUUCAGAGCAUUUGGGGCCAGGUUGGCCUAGGCCUCUGUAUCCAUCUCUCCCCCUUUAAAAAGCAAGGUAACAGCGAAUCAAGGUAAAACCAUGUUUGCACAGAACCUGUUAUUAAGUUGAAUAUCUGUAAUUGGGGGAAGCAGUGAUGUGUUCCUAAUAUUUUAGAAAAGUAAGACUCCUUGGGCUGGUAUGAAAAAAUCAGGUAAAACUCCUAUGAAAAGAAUUAUGUUCUUCCUUAUGUCUUUUCACUCCCAAGUAGAUAUUUUUAGAACACACUUAUUUGAGAGAAAAGUCAGUUGCACAUUUUACGUGUGUAAAGGGGAAAACUGAAAACUGAAAUUUCAAAUUGUAUUAUGCCAUCCCUGAGCCUAAAUAUAGUACUUGUAGUUUAUUUCUAGGUCUGCUAGAACUUGAAUGAAAAAAAGGUGUCCUGACACUAAUCAAGGCCUGUGAGUUUUAAGUUAUUGCCCUUUCCACUACCUCCAUUGUACAAAAAUUAUUUCACAACCAGCCUGGGCAAGAUUCAAAACAUAGUUUUGUAUCCAAGGUUACUUCCCCACAACCACUAUAAGAAUAAGAAAUGCAGUGACAAUAUAAAGUUUGUAGCCCUUCCAAUAAAAGUUUAUAAAACAGCGUUGU